This is a messenger RNA of Nymphaea colorata (pocket water lily), 1009 nucleotides long. RefSeq names its product NDR1/HIN1-like protein 12. The transcript has a single exon. The record is from RefSeq and is a predicted model, not a curated record. Gene Ontology annotation, biological process: defense response to other organism. Lineage: Eukaryota; Viridiplantae; Streptophyta; Magnoliopsida; Nymphaeales; Nymphaeaceae. Bases 106 to 840 code for a protein of 244 amino acids.
CUUUUUCCUUUACCGUCGGGCCUUGCCAACCCGCCGUCACCCUUAGCCUUUAUCUUCAGAAGCCAACCCUUCUAAACACAACUGCAACUCUCUGCAAACGCGACAAUGGCAGGGGAAGGAGAAGGCCCGAGAGAAAACUUAACAGGACAGGAUCAGAAUGAUGGCGACACCAAGAAAAAUAAGGGCGUCGAGACGGAAUCGCCAAUACGCGACCACCGCCACCACCAACGAGGGCAACCGCCAAGGCGGCGCUCUCGUCCUCCGCCGCAGGCACUCCGCUGCUCCCUCUGCUUGUUCCUGGUGGCGCUCCUUCUCCUGAUGGGCAUCACCACCCUCAUCGUCUGGCUAGUGUACCGCCCCCACCGGCCACGCUUCAACGUCCAGGCGGCCGCCGUGUACGAGCUCAACGCCACCGCCCUCACCACCAUCACCGCCAGCAUGCAGUUCACCGUCGCCGCCCGCAACCCCAACAAGCGCUCAAGCGCCGAGUUCCGCAACAUCUACGCCUUCGUCUCCUUCCGCGACCAGGCCAUCACGGCGAACACGCCGCUGCCCGACCUGAACCUUGCCGCCAAGAGUACCGUCGUCAUCUCCCCGAUUCUGGGUGGUGGGUUCGUACCCAUCUCGCCCGAGGUGUCCAGUGGGCUCGCCAUGGCCGAGGCCUACGGGCUUGUGCCCAUGAGGUGGAUCCUCCAGGGUAGGCUCAGAUGGAGGUCCGGGGUCUUCAAAAGUGGGUUCUAUGGGAUCUAUGUCAAGUGUGAUGUAAUGGUGGGUUUGAAGCCUGGGUUGGCCGGUCAGGUGCCCCUCCUGGGUGCACCCGAUUGUGCUGUGGAUCUCUGAAAGGCUGAUUCAAAUUCGUGAUUAUGGUCCCACUUGAAUCUGUAACAGCUGCUACUGUUUUCUCUUCUGGUUGCUGCCAAUCCAUUGAAGGAUUCGAACCAGACUGUAUUAUUAUGUUCCUACAUUAUGGUGUUUCAGUUUAUUGCUUAAAGUGUGUUUUGGUACGUAA